Xyrichtys novacula (pearly razorfish) is the source of this 432-nucleotide messenger RNA. The record is from the annotation of a GenBank genome assembly. Lineage: Eukaryota; Metazoa; Chordata; Actinopteri; Labriformes; Labridae.
AUGGAGAAUGAAUGGUGGCUCAAAAAAGCCGAAGAGAUACAGAGGAACGCAGAUGACAACAAUGCUCAUGCCUUCUACGAGGCCGUGAAAUCCUUGUAUGGCCCGCAGAAGCGUAACAUCGCCCCUGUAAGAUCUGCAGACAGCUCUGUACUAUUCAAGGACAAAGAACAGAUUCUUGAGCGUUGGGCCGAACUCUUUGACGCCCUGCUUAACACAACAAACCCCUCUGAUCCUUCUGUCCUUGAUGCUCUCCCAGACCUACCACCAGUCCCUUCCCUUGAUGAACCCCCAAAGUUCACUGAGGUCUUCUCUGCAAUUAGGAGUCUUAAAAACAACAAGAGCCCUGGCCCUGAUGGACUCCUGGCUGAAAUCUUCAAGAAGGGGGGAAACCUGUGUAUACGCCAGCUUUUCCUCUUCAUCUGCAACACCUAG